AUGGGUAAUUGUAAUAUCUAUGGUAAAGAAGUAGAAGAUGAUGAUUAAAGUAUUGUUUAGUAACAUAAUUUAGAUCAAUCAUCCUAAAAUUUUGAAUUUAUCGAACUUUUGGGUUAAGGAACCUUCGGAAAAGUUUGGAAAGUGUAAAGAAAGAAAAGCAAAGAAUACUUUGCAAUGAAAGUCAUGGAUAAAGAAUUGUAAAUAUUGUCAAUAAACUUUAGAAUUAUAAGAAGAUAAUAUGCUACUGUUGUUAUGUAGGAACAAAACAUACUCACUUCUAUUAGACAUCCAUUUUUAGUUAAUCUCAUUGCAUCUUUCUAAGACAAAAAAAGAUUAUAUUUAGCACUUGAUUUAUUGACAGGAGGAGACUUAAGAUAACAUUUAAACCAUAAUAAAUUGUUUUCAGAAGAACAAACAAGUAAUAUUUAAAUACUAUAAAAGAAUUCUUUAUUGCUUGUAUUAUAGUAGCCUUAGAAUAUCUACAUGAACAAGGCAUCAUUCAUAGAGACCUUAAACCUGAAAAUUUGGUUAUGGAUUAAAGAGGAUAUUUGAGAUUAACAGAUUUUGGAUUGGCCUCAAUUUGGAAACCUAAUAAUUCUUAAGACAUUAAUGGAACACUAGGUUAUGUAGCACCAGAAAUUAUGUGCAAAUAAAACCAUGGAAUAGCAGUUGAUUACUUUGCUUUAGGAGUCAUAGCUUAUGAAUGUAUGUUUGGUAAAAGACCAUAUACAGGAUCAAAUGCUAAUCAAAUUAGAGAUCAAAUGCUUUCAAAAUAAGUUCAAAUUAAAUAAUCUCAAUUGCCAAUAGGUUGGACUUUAGAGGCUGGAGACUUUAUUAAUUAAGUAUCAUAAAAAAUUUAAAUUUAGCUAAUAUAAAGAAAGCCAGAAAAUAGAUUAGGUGUAAAUUCACCAGAAGAUGUUAAGAAUCAUAGAUGGUUUAAAAAUUUUGAUUGGAAGAAAUUACAAUCUAAAAUUAUGCUUCCACCUUAUAAACCUAAAACUAAAUUUAAUUGUAUUGAAAAUAGUUAAUAAUGCUAUGCAAAUAAAAAAUAAAUAACUAAAAUUAUAUUAAAUGAUUAGCAAUAAUGUAUUAGUAAAUUUAAACCUUUAGCUUAAUUCGAAGGAUAUUGUUUUGAGGCAGAAUUAAUAAAGAACAAAGUUUGA
Paramecium pentaurelia is the source of this 1163-nucleotide messenger RNA. The record is from the annotation of a GenBank genome assembly. NCBI's taxonomy places the organism in Eukaryota, Ciliophora, Oligohymenophorea, Peniculida, Parameciidae.